Messenger RNA from Mizuhopecten yessoensis (Yesso scallop), 1256 nucleotides. Its product is annotated as dynein heavy chain 2, axonemal-like. Gene Ontology annotation, molecular function: minus-end-directed microtubule motor activity; dynein light intermediate chain binding; dynein intermediate chain binding. The transcript has 6 exons. Gene Ontology annotation, biological process: microtubule-based movement. Lineage: Eukaryota; Metazoa; Mollusca; Bivalvia; Pectinida; Pectinidae. Gene Ontology annotation, cellular component: dynein complex. The record is from RefSeq and is a predicted model, not a curated record. The coding region runs from base 275 to 1006 and encodes 243 amino acids.
UCACGCCACCCUUGGUGUCGUGUACACACGCACCCGUAACCUUCCCACCUCACUCUGCACUGUGCUGCCGUCGGAGCAGGACGGACCUUUCCAGGCCUCUGAAUAAUUGCAGCCCUGUCUGUGGAAGAACGAAGACUAUUUAAAGAAAGGUUUCGUUUCCUAGACAAGAAGAUUCACUCUGGUCUAACCAAAUCGACCUAGGCAUCGAAGGGUAUUUCAGACUUUUCCCUGACGGACUGUCGUAUCAACGCCAGUCAGAUACAGGUGGUUGUGGAUGACUAAGAACACUAAUAUGGUCAUUUCUAAGCAAUGUGUUCAAAUAAAGGAUAUGCAUUUGAUUAGCAUAGACCCUCGUGAAGUCUACGAUAAUUUGGAAUUUAAUGAAGAACAGGCAUAUCAUAGAGAAUUGAAGGCUUUACACGAGGAGUUAGUCAGAACCAUGAAAUUGACGUGUGAAGUCUUCAAAAACGACGGCAUUGAGAUACAACUCUGGCACAGAUACACGGGGAAGAUUGACAGGAUGGUGGAGGAAGCCUUCCGACUCAACAUCAAAUGGUCUCCCCAGAAACUGUCCAAGGCCAUCAACGGAGACGGGAAGUCCGCCCCUAACCCUGUGUUUAGGGUAAAAGUUUGUCUCCAAGGUGAUAAGGUAGAAUUCCAGCCAACACUUAAACAGCUGGCCAAUGGGAUAGGCAGUAUUGGAGGUCAGCUGACCAAGGCUGUGUCCGGCAUUGUCCGUCUUCCCAAUAUCCUCACCAGAAAACGCUCCACCAAAGAUCCAAUCCAUGAUGUGAUAUCGAGGGACGAGGCGACAAAGAAGAUCCAGACGGUUAUAAACACAGAAAUGCAGCCAAAUGCCGACAAUCUACAGAACUAUCUGAGUACGUGGGACAACUACGGCGAGAUUUGGGAGAUAAACAAGGACAUGUUUAUCAAACGCUACCAGAAAUUAACCCUCGGGUCUCUUCCUUUGAUGCCGACAUUGCCAGUUGAGACGGUUGUUUAAUAAUAAUUGAAAGACUUAGAUUCUUUCGUAAUGACAAUGUUAGGUGAAGUAUAGUAGUUUUGAACAGGGAAAUUGUACUGACCAUUGGUCAUUACAGUAUUUUUUUCAAAACGUUAUGGAAUACUAUUUAAUUCUGCUGAUCAACAGUACAUAAAAUUUGAGUUCACAUUAUUUCCUGUGUUUAAAGUUUAAAAUACACAAGUAAACUGGUGUGUUAAUAUAAAUAUAUUUGAAAUAUUGUAUGCUUUGA